CUUUCAAUUGGCCGGAAUCAGUCUGUCGUGUAGCUGCAAGCUACAUUCUUCUAAAAGUAGUAGAAAAAUGCACUUAUCUCCGCUGUAAAUGGUAUUGCCAACGAGGUAUUUACCAAAGUGUACAUAUAAAGUCGUCUUUUUACGGGAACAAUGGUGAAGUACUUUGCCUGUGUGGGUCUUCUGAAAAGUUCCUGGGACCAAGUCUGCAUCGCUUUCUGGGAGCGAUACCCCAACCCCUACAGUAACCAUGUCCUGACGGAGGACAUCAUCUUCAGGGACGUUACUCCCGGUAACCGUCUGGUCUCUAGGCGACUGCUGACCAAAACUAACCGCGCCCCUCGCUGGAUGGAGAAGUACCUGCCGGUUACCAUGGCCAGGCACGCCUACAUCAUCGAGGAUUCCAUCGUGGACCCCCAGAACAGAACCAUGACAACGCUGACUUGGAACAUCAGCCACGCACGCAUGAUGUCUGUGGAGGAGCGUUGUGAGUACAGAAAACCUGACAACACCAGCUGGACGGAGAUUAACAGAGGUCGGUGGGUUAACCUCUACGGGCUCUCCAGAGCUAUACAGGAGUUCGGCCUUGCCCGGUUCAAGACCAGUGUUACAAAGACCAUGAAAGGGUUUGAAUACGUCCUGGCCAAAAUGCAAGGUUGAGGCCCCUCCAGGACCCUGGCUGAGCAUGCUACAGAGAGGGCCAGGGAGACGGCUCUGGCAGCUAAAGAGAAAGCUAAAGACCUGGCCUCACAGGCUCACAAGAAACAACAGUAUGUCUGAGCUGCCAGUGUAGGGUGAAGUUUCCCCUAGAUGCUGAUAUGGUUUUAAGAUUAGGAUUGGGGGCAGGGGAAUCUGAUCCUAAAUGUCUUCCUAGAAACUUUAUCCUGGAGCCUGAGGUGCCAGUGGGAGGAAGUAGACAUUGGCCCCUGUCAGACCUGCCUGGAUUCAAAGACUAUUCAGGAAUAAUUUCAAGUAGUUUAUCUGGGAUCGAUUUUAAGUAUGCCUGGCACAAUGGAACCAAUAGAAUACUGAAAACCCCUGCUCAUUUGGCACUCCAGGCAGACUCAAGCAAUUACAAAAAGUAAAUAAAUAAAAAUGUUGAAUAGUAUUUGAACUCAGAUCUGUUUGGCCCUAACUGCUUGCCCAGAGUCAGAUCUUAUUCACCCCCCUUAAUGAUUACAUUUGGAGGUAGGGGAAUCUGAUCCCAGAUCUGUGAUUUAAGGUUGCAAAAUUCCGGUAACUUUUCCAAAAUUCCAAGUUUUUCCAGAGAUACCAGUUGGAAGAUUCCCGGAUCAAGAGGUAAUAAGCAGGAAAUCUGAAAUCGUCCAACCAGGAUUUCUGGAACAUUUCUGGAAUUUUGUAAAUGCUUUGGUAAUGUUGCUCCACUAGGUGUGACUGAGCUUGAUUUGGAAAUGUGGUCCGGAGGCUUCGUAUGACGCAAUUACGGCGCUUCCGGAGGCAUGCAGUCUAAAUCAAACUCUGUAACGCAUCGCCAUGCGCCUCUCAAAUGUUGUAACAAUGCAGAGAGCUCUGUAUAGCUCCGCGUUGACAUGAUUGGUUGACGGUAGGGGGGGGGGGUCCUGUAUUAACACAAACUUACUUCCUUCACAGCAGCUCUGCGAAACGCAAAAAAAAGUAAGUUUUGCUCUUGACUUCUGCAGUAGACGCUGUACGACCCACUACAGAUGUUGUAUCGUACGUCACAGAAUGUCAACUGAGUAACUGUUAUUGUUGGAGGCAUGCGGCAGCKAUAAGGACAGGACAACACCAGUCCCACCCAGCAGGUGGUCUACUGUGCACGGCCGACGUCGCUCGGGUCUUGUCCUUUUUAAUCGGGAGCUUAGUACAAAAGACUGGUCCAUGUCUCCAGAAAUGACUCGUUAUGGUUUCCAUCUGGCUGUUUUUGUGACCGAUACUUUCGUAGUCUUAAAAAGUCUUAACACCAUGAUGGAGUUCCACACAGUUGGGUGAAGCUGUCCAUAGACGCUGAUCUUGGGUCAGUUUAGCAUUUCCCCCCCACUAACGUCUACGGUUAGGAUCGGGGGGAGGGAGAAGCUGAUCCUAGACCUGUCGGCCAACCCACCAUUCCCCCCCACUAACGUCUACGGUUAGGAUUGGGGGGAGGGAGA
Salvelinus sp. IW2-2015 is the source of this 2126-nucleotide messenger RNA. Its product is annotated as PRELI domain-containing protein 1, mitochondrial-like. The record is from RefSeq and is a predicted model, not a curated record. Gene Ontology annotation, molecular function: phosphatidic acid transfer activity. Gene Ontology annotation, cellular component: mitochondrial intermembrane space. Gene Ontology annotation, biological process: phospholipid transport. NCBI's taxonomy places the organism in Eukaryota, Metazoa, Chordata, Actinopteri, Salmoniformes, Salmonidae.